Molecule: messenger RNA, 2132 nt
Organism: Lontra canadensis (Northern American river otter)
Lineage: Eukaryota; Metazoa; Chordata; Mammalia; Carnivora; Mustelidae
Gene: ZBTB6
Product: zinc finger and BTB domain containing 6
Exons: 2
Coding region: 135-1403 (422 amino acids)
Biological process (GO): regulation of transcription by RNA polymerase II
Molecular function (GO): protein binding; RNA polymerase II cis-regulatory region sequence-specific DNA binding; DNA-binding transcription factor activity, RNA polymerase II-specific
Source: RefSeq, a predicted model, not a curated record
CGCCCAGCCCACCCCAGAGAGGAGUAAAGCUAGUUGACACCGGAUGUGUUUCCUCCCAAGCGAAGUCCACCUUCCGGCCUGGGCCGCCGCUGCUGCGGGAAGCUGAGCUCUGGCUCUCUGAGUCGAUUGUGACCAUGGCUGCUGAAUCUGAUGUUCUGCACUUCCAGUUUGAACAGCAAGGAGAUGUAGUCUUGCAGAAAAUGAAUCUCUUGAGACAGCAGAAUUUAUUUUGUGAUGUGUCCAUUUAUAUCAAUGACACCGAGUUCCAGGGCCACAAGGUGAUUUUAGCUGCUUGCUCCACUUUCAUGAGAGAUCAGUUUUUACUCACGCAGUCAAAACAUGUCAGAAUCACCAUCCUGCAGAGUGCAGAAGUUGGCAGAAAACUGUUGCUCUCAUGCUAUACUGGAGCACUUGAAGUUAAAAGGAAAGAGCUUUUGAAAUAUUUGACUGCUGCUAGUUACCUGCAGAUGGUUCACAUUGUGGAAAAGUGCACAGAAGCUUUGUCAAAGUAUCUGGAAAUUGAUCUUUCUAUGAAAAAUAAUCAACAUACUGACCUGUGUCAAUCCUCUGAUCUGGAUGUUAAGAAUGAAGAAGAAAACUCAGAUAAAGACUGUGAGAUUAUAGAAAUUUCAGAAGAUAGUCCUAUAAACAUAGAUUUUCACGUAAAAGAAGAGGAAAGCAAUGUUUUGCAGUCUACAGUAGAGUUGACAUCAGAGAGAAAGGAAGUGAAGUCACCAGAGCUAUCUUCAGUAGACAUUGGUUUUAAAGAUAAUGAAAUUUGUAUCCUCCACGUGGAAUCUAUUAGUACUGCCAGUGUAGAAAAUGGGCAGUUUUCACAGCCUUGUACUUCUUCAAAAGCAAGCAUGUAUUUCUCUGAAACACAGCAUUCACUGAUCAAUUCUACAGUUGAGAGCAGAGUGGCAGAAGUUCCUGGGAAUCAAGAUCAGAGCUUAUUUUGUGAGAAUACUGAAGGAAAUCAUGGUACAGUGAGUGAGAUUCAGAAUCUGGAGGAUGCUUAUUCACUGAGGCACCAGUGCCCCAGGUGUCCUCGAGGAUUUCUUCACGUUGAAAACUAUCUGCGCCACCUGAAGAUGCACAAGCUCUUCUUGUGCCUACAGUGCGGGAAAACAUUUACGCAGAAGAAAAAUCUCAACCGGCAUAUUCGAGGGCACAUGGGCAUACGGCCCUUUCAGUGUACUGUGUGCUUGAAGACAUUUACUGCUAAAAGCACACUUCAGGACCACUUGAAUAUACACAGUGGAGAUCGCCCAUACAAAUGUCACUGUUGUGACAUGGAUUUCAAGCACAAAUCUGCCCUCAAAAAGCACUUAACCUCUGUGCAUGGCAGAAGCAGUAGUGAAAAACUACCCAGGCAUGAUCUCAAAAGGCAAAAUUUGCUGUAAUUAGAACCACACCUUGCUAUAUAAGCCUUAUAUCAUAGUUAGGCGAGUUUUUCUACAGAAAUGCAGCAUAUGUUAUAUUGCAUCCCCUGUGCCCCCCCCAUCUUUGGGUCUUAAUUUUGGUCUGCCUACACGUUACUCUUUCUGAACUUCUACUAGCAGUUCCAAUGUGUGGGAGACAUGAUAAAGCUAAUGGGAUGCUGUCUUACCUCGUACAGUAUAUGUAAGUCCCAGUGGUAUAUCUAGAGAAAUAAUGUUUCACUCUUAAAUAUUCCUGAUUCUUGUGACAGAGAAUCCAGCAGUAUUUCUAAAUUCUGAUUUUGACUCUCUAGAUAAAUGAUGUACAUGUAAAAUCCCAACCACAUAAUAAUUUUAAUCAAUUAGGUUAAUAGGAAGAGAAAAUAGACUUCAAAACAUGCUGUAAUCCAUUAUUAAUUCUUUAUAGGACUAGUGAAAAAAAAUUUUUUUAAACAAACUGGUUGGAUUCUGAAGCAAAGCACCAAGGUACUUGUUUUAAACUGUAAGGGAACACACUUCAGAUUCACUUGGGAGUAGUAGAAUUUCCUUGGACAUGGGCUAAAAUUCCUUAAAAUAAUGUUUCCAUGAUUUGUUAGUAUACAUAUUUUAGAAAUGAUUAAUCAAGCCCAAGUUUCUUGAUUUUAUUUCAUACAGUUAUAUUUAAUAAUUUUAUGACCAAUAAAAUUAUACCAUUGGCAGGAAGCUCUGAAAAUU